Molecule: messenger RNA, 5043 nt
Organism: Magallana angulata
Lineage: Eukaryota; Metazoa; Mollusca; Bivalvia; Ostreida; Ostreidae
Product: melanocortin receptor 4-like
Exons: 3
Coding region: 1059-2594 (511 amino acids)
Biological process (GO): G protein-coupled receptor signaling pathway
Cellular component (GO): membrane
Molecular function (GO): G protein-coupled receptor activity
Source: RefSeq, a predicted model, not a curated record
UUGAAAUCAAAAGAAAUUUUGUCACACUUAGUAACAAUUUAAAGUGUUUAGCAAAGUUUUAUCAUGCUUUUCAAGUUGAAUUGUGAUGGAUAUUCCUUUGUAUAAUAUACAGGCCAGAUUUAUUGGAUUCAAGUGAAACCAAUAAUUCCCAAAUUUAUAGGAGUUAUCUAACAUUGCAGAGGAUUGGGAGUCGUUACUUAGUGAAAACUGACAGUCUAUCAACCUUGUAAAAGCCAUAAACGAGCCCCACAAAUAAAUAUACAUAAAUUUGUAAUUAUAAAUAAACACAGCAAAGACAAAUAAAAACAUUUCCAUUGGCUCUUUAUACUAUUGUCAGGGGCCAGAAAUAGAGUCCAUUAAAGGAAAGUGCUGAAAACGUAGGUUUUUUAUGUGGCCCUUACUUGACUAGCUGUGUCUAUUUUUAGCAUCGGCUUAUGAUCUUUUACACUUUCUGUGACAGUCAAUACUAACCCUAACAUGACACACAGCGACAAUUUAUACGACAGAACCUUAUCAAAUCUUGGUGUCACUUUUCAUGUCACUUUGCAUUCUCACUAGGGAUUUUUAUUCUCUAUGUAUAUUUUUUUUUUCUCCGACUCCCCCCACAUAUACCGCCAAAGACGUCUUUUGCAUUUCCGCUUGCAUUUUUGACUGCAUGAAAUGUGAUGAUUGAACCAAUUUUUCAGGAGUGAAAUUUCUGUGAAUCUGAUAUUUUGGUUUGGAGUAUACGUAAAUCUUUCUUACAAUAACAGCAACUUUGAUUAUAUACACUCUGUUUUGUGAAUAUUUGGACUACUUUUUACUUUUUCACCAAUUUUAUGGACACACAGUGGUACACCACUGGAUGAGUUGCUCGACUCCUGAAACGGAUUCUUUAUAAAGCCUUGCGCUGGAAACUUUAAAACAAAAGGGGAUAAAUUUUCUAUGGAUGAAGAAAUGAAGCAACACUUGGAGAAUGCAGUGGAUUCAAUUUAUCCGGAAUGGAUGAAAAAGAUUAAAGUCUAAGAGGGAUCUUGCCUGUCCCAGCUGAUCACUAUGGCCGAGGUGGACUAACUACAAUGGAUUUGCCUGACAAUUUGUUUCCAUUUGAUCUAAAUACUCUGCCAACGACUCUCAACACCACUGUGAUCCCUUACAACAUUAACACCACCGGCCUCUACACUGAAUUCCUCAACAUCAUCAACUCAACCACAUGGGCAAACCUACAGCCACAAAACAUCCACGAAAGAGCAGACGACAUCUUCAACCAACCGGAGAACAUCAUCACCUUGAUCCUGUGCUUCCUGGCGCUGGCGGUGAACAUUUUGUCUAUUGCAGCCACCGCACACAUCCCCCACGGACUGACCCACCACUCGAAGCUGAUCAUCAGCCUCGCGGUGUCCGACAUCCUAGUCACACUUAGUGUUUUCAUGCAUAUUUUGAUCAAGGUCCUGGUGGCGCCGGUCAUCCCGCCAACCAUGGACAAGAUGGAAGAGAGACUGACCUCAGCGUGCAUGUUUCAGUUCGUGAACUCGAUCAAUAUCACGGCCCAUCUGAUCUCCCUGCUCAACCUUUAUGCCAUGGCUCUUGACCACUACAUCUCUGUCAUGCAGCCACUACACUACUACCACAUCAUGAACGAUUUCCGUGGGAACCUGAUGAUCACAAUUCUCUGGGUCAUUGCAGUGAUUGGGGGCUUCUCCAAUUUUUUCGCUGGAUUUGGCAAAACCCAAAAAGACAGUUUUGUGAAUUUCUGUGAGUAUACACUUUACACAGAGUAUCAGGCGGAGUACAUUGUUAUAAUAAUGGCCCUGAUCUGCCUGGUUUCGAUUCUGGUGAUCUACAUUCGCAUAUAUCGUGAAGUCAAGCAAAUCAAUGCAAAAUGUGUUACUCUUCUUAAAGAUGGCUUGCACAAUAAGAAGGCAUUCAGAACCACUUUGUUAAUCAUAGGAACGUUCGUGGUGUGUUGGCUGCCUAGUAUGACAUUUCAGAUAGCCAUGAUUAUCCAAGUUCACGUGAACACAGAAUCGGUCCGUAAACUCUUUAGCACCCUGAUUCGGGCCAAUAAAUACCUCUAUGCACUGCUACUAGUGAACUCUCUUUGUGAUCCUAUCAUCUACGCUGUGCGACUCAAGGAAGUGCAGCACGGAUACUUCAGACUGUUAUCCCGCUGUUCCAAAUUCUAUCGGGAGAAAGUGAAGGAAGAAAUUUACAAUCAGUCCCGUGCUGCCUUGAGCACAAGAAGGCGUUCUACAGAAUGCACAAUCAAAAUACUCCUCACAGACUGCAACUGGAACCAAUCGUCUUCCGGUCUCCAUAGAGAUGCAUCUGCUUCUCUGUUAUGUGAGUCCAGGAGUGUCAGUGAUCAGCUUUCUCCCAGACAAACUAAAAGCAUGAAUUUUAAGGAGGGGGCUUUAAGGCAAGAAAAUAAUGAACUUCUCCCUCUAUUCUCAAAUGAUUCGGAAUCUGUUGUGGAUGUGACAAGCAAUGAACAGGCUUCGCUAUCUCUGUGUACACCAAACGGUUGCGCAGAUCAAACAAUGAACUCUACCAAAAGUGAUAUUAGUACUGUGACUUUAGAGAAUGGAGAGAUUCAGGUUGAAAUGAGUGUUUAAAAGAUUAUAGUAUUGAUUUGAUAUUUUUAAAAAAAAUCUAGGGAAGGGCUAGGUUUUACUAGUACUAUUUCCAUGAAAUUAUCUAUUUGUCAUAAGAACAAUAAAAUGGGUCUCUAUAUUUUUCAAUUAGUACGAUUAUUCAGACACAGGAGAAUUAUUUCAUUAUUUAUACUACAAUUUCAAAUUUAUAUUUAUUUUCUUUAUAUAUUCUGGUAACAUUCGGGUGACUUUAGUUAGAGAGUUUAACAGCUAAGCAAAGCUAUUGAUUAUAUAUAUGAACAUGUAGAUACAGAAAUUUCUCAUCACACAACAACAAUUUUUUCAAGUUUAGGUAGCUGAGCUUUAUCUUCCAAUAAGUCCAGCACACUACAUCUGUAUUAGUCAAACAGGGUGAUUCCAACUAUUGUGAUAUUUUUUCAUGUUCUAGUUAAUGCCAAUCUGUGAGUGACAGUGGUUUCAUCAGUAUUCGUUGAAUACCAAUUUUCGUGGAUUUCGUUGUUAAGUUGAUCCACGAAAUUAAAUGUUUAUCGAAGUUCAAUUUCAACUAACAUUUUGUAUUGAUAGAAUCAUUGGCCAUGAAUUACGUAUCCUUGAAACUGUAGAUUUCAGAAAAUCGAUGAAAAUUGAUACCCACGAAAAUUAAUGAAACCACAAUAUAUCUCUAUGUUCUGUUCUUAAGUCCUCAAUUUUAUAAACAUUCUUCCUUUUAAAGUGGUUCUGGUGGUUGUGACCAUUUCCAUCUUUAUUUACCACUUUUAGACAAAGAUAUAGAAAAAUGUUCACUACUUUUAGACAAAGAAAUCUGUAUAGAGAUAUAGAAAAAUGUUCAUCCAAAUUUUCAGCUAAUAUAUUUGGAUUUUUUUUUUUACUGAAUAAUAAUCCAUGGCCAAACAUUCCAUAUUUAAAAAGUUUAAGGUAGAUCUGAUGGUUGAUUUAUUGACCACCCAACCUCCUUAAAAGUUCAAAGCCCUUUUAAAAAAGGGACUUAACUCUUGGAGGAUAAUUUAUCUUUAUAUCUAUUUUUCUUGAAUAGAUAAACUGAAUAAAUUUCAAAAACUCUAUUGACUCAUUUUUUUUUUUAUAUCAUGUAUAGUGUGUCACUGCUGUCAACAAACAAUAUUAAAUUUUGUAUAUUGUAAAGAAUAUUUGAAAAUCUGCAAGGGCUACUUCUAACAAAUAUAUGCGAGUAAUAACUCUGCGAGUAAUAAUAAGGCUUCUAAAGAACACAUUUUCACAAUUGCAUUUCUAGAGUGUCAAAAGUUUACAGCUGUCAAAAAAAUUAAAAGCAUUUUAUAUCUGGAAAUCUACGAGGAAUGCAUCUCACAAUUGUACACUGAUAAUAAUAAUUUUGUGAGUUUAAGAUUUUAGGGUACACAUUUUGAUAUGAUCCUCUCUGACAUUAAGCUGAAUGUAUCUGGGCUGUACCCCCACGAAAACACCACCAGAAAUGACGCACAAGCUGACACUAGGCCGACCUAUCAGACACGGACCAGAGACUUGUCAGGUCCCUCAUCUCUUUCGUAUUGCAUGAAAUCACGUGUCUUACCAGAUCCCUCCCUAGCAGGUGUCACAUACACAGACAGACGGACGGACGGACAGACAGACUGAUAGAUAGAUAAACAGACCGACCGACCGAUCAAUCGAUCGAUAGAUAGAGACUUUAUAAAUCUCCCUAAGGAGGAGACUUAUGUGUAAAAAAUAUAGGAAAAUAUUCAAAUUUUAAAGCUGAAAUAUACAACUUGUUCUUUUCUAUAUGGUAGUCUCCUUAAAUGCAUGUAUUCAAUGACAUAUAAAAAGGUAAAAACCCCAUAUUUUUUUUUUCUCCAGCAAUAAGUAAUUCAAAUUGAAUAAAUAUAAAUAGCAGGCUUUUGUUUGAACUAUCUGAAAAUUAACGACAAUUUUCUAUUCUAACAAUGUUCAAACAACAUAUAAAUGGUUUAUAUAUCUGACCGAAUGUAUAAGUUCAGUUCAGGUUGAUCAUUAACCAUCAGAUAACGAUUAAAUGUUUCAGCUAUUUAUAAUGACAAUUGUCCAAUAGGGUCCAAUUUUAUGAUUAAUUUCAACGGAGUGUGUUGCAGGAUGAACAAACCAUUAUCUAGUCUGUUUGAGACACCAAGCAUCCGAUUGUAAAGACAUCAGAGACCUGUUCAACAGAGCGAGCACUCACAAGCGCUUGCCAUUUCAGUUGCAGGUAUAGGUAAUUUUGGUGAAGGCUCGCCAGCGCUCCCUCUGUUGAACAUGCCUCAUCAGUUGGCUAAUGUGUUUGUCCAAAAACUGGGCCAAGGGGGUUUGUAAUCAAUUGUACACCCAGGUCUUAAAAGGAAGUGUCUUUACAAUUAUACUUACUCUAUAACUGACCAGUGAGUAUUAAAUUAAGUCAUUUUUCACUAAACGCAGUGGACCUAAUUCAUUUCUACAAUGGAUUUUUUAUUCAAAGUUGUAUAUAAUG